UUUUUUUUCUCCUUUUAAUUUAAUUUUUUUUUACUGUAUUUCUUUCUAAUUUCGCGAUUUAGAAAUAAAGGGGUUUAUGGAUUUUGGGAACCAUGGGAACCCAAAUGUGCAAAUGAGCAACUCCAUCCUCAAUCCAAAAGAUAAGAAAAUUCUCCACUGCUGAUGCAGAGCAGGUAGCAGAUUGAAACAGUUCAUGCUGCAUUGGUAUAAUUUUCCCAAAAUAAUAAUUUCAACUGCGCUUUGAAGAUCUGCGACUCAUAAGUCCAACCAUGAAUAUAUGCAAGAACCUCAUGCCCACCAUGAGGCAAUUGGAUGGUUUCACAAAGUAUUGUCGAGCAUCAUAUUUUGCCUUCAUACAUUCGUCCCCAAACUUCUCAGUAGAAGUUCAUACUCCAAAUCAGGAAGUAGUGAUUGCUUUAGGAAGCAAUGUGGGUGACAGACUGCAUAAUUUCAAUGAAGCUUUGCAGUUAAUGAGAAAAUCAGGCAUACACAUCACAAGACAUGGUUGUUUAUAUGAGACAGCACCAGCCUAUGUGACUGAUCAGCCUAAUUUUCUCAACUCUGCUGUUAGAGCUGUUACACAACUUGGGCCUCAUGAGUUAUUAGGAGCACUGAAGAAAAUUGAAAAAGAAAUGGGUCGUACUGACGGUAUAAGGUAUGGUCCCAGGCCAAUUGACUUGGAUAUAUUGUUCUAUGGAAAGUUAAGAGUCAGUUCUGAGAUUCUUACAGUCCCCCAUGAAAGAAUUUGGGAAAGACCGUUUGUAAUAGCCCCACUAAUGGAUUUACUGGGGUCAACUAUUGACAGUGAUACAGUUGCUUGUUGGCAUUCUUUCUCAAUGCAUUCUGGUGGGCUUUUUGAUGCCUGGGAGAAAUUGGGUGGUGAAACACUCACUGGAAAGGAAGGCCUGAAGAGGGUUUUGCCCAUUGGAAAAGGCUUGUGGGACUGGUCAACUAAAACUUCAGUCAUGGGUAUCCUUAAUCUGACCCCAGAUAGUUUUAGCGAUGGAGGAAAGUUUCAGUCUGUGGAGGCAGCAAUUUCUCAAGUUCGCUCAAUGAUUUCAGAAGGGGCAGAUAUGAUUGAUAUUGGUGCACAGUCAACGAGGCCAAUGGCUUCUAGGAUUUCAGUUCAACAAGAAUUGGAUAGACUAAUCCCUGUUUUAGAGGCAGUUGUUGGGAUGCCUGAAGCAGAGGGAAAGAUUAUAUCUGUGGAUACAUUUUAUUCAGAAGUUGCUGCAGAAGCAGUAAGCAAAGGGGCACAUAUUGUGAAUGAUGUAUCUGCUGGGCUGUUGGACUCUAACAUGUUGAGGGUUGUUGCAGGCCUUAAGGUUCCCUACAUAGCAAUGCACAUGAGGGGGGAUCCAUCUACGAUGCAGAAUAGUGAGAACCUGAAAUAUGAUAAUGUUUGUAAGCAGGUUGCUUCUGAGUUAUACUCGAGGGUGAGAGAAGCAGAAUUAAUAGGCAUCCCAGCUUGGAGGAUGAUAAUUGACCCUGGAAUUGGAUUUUCAAAGAACUGUGAUCACAAUUUGGACAUCUUGAUGGGAUUACCAAAUAUUCAAGCAGAGAUUGGGAGCGAAAGUUUGGCCAUGUCUCAUGCACCUAUACUGAUUGGACCUUCCAGAAAGAAAUUUUUAGGUGAAAUUUGUAGUCGCACCGCUGGAACUGAGAGAGAUCCUGCUACUGUUGCUUCUGUCACUGCUGCAGUUCUGGGCGGAGCAAAUAUUGUAAGAGUACAUAAUGUAAGAGAUAACGUAGAUGCUGUAAAGGUAUGCGAUGCAAUGCUGAGACACAGGAAAUCUGUUUUUCCAAGUUAAAUUUUUUAUUUAUCAUAAUUUAGUUCUUCAACAAAACAUGCUGGUGGUAUUCUUUUCUACGGUUUUUUGUUUCAAGAUUACAGUUGAUAUACCAGGAGACUGCGACAUGGAAAUAGAACCAUAAGCCAUGCUACAAGGUCUUCAAUAAUUAACAAAUUUUUUUUUAUGCAAUAUCAUUUUGUUGAUCAAUCCCUCCCAGAAUUUGUGUACCUUACAUACAUAUUUCUUUCUCAUAAAAGCUGUAGAAAUUAAACUUUUGGUGUGGGAUUUGUAUUUCCUUUUGCUGAAAAGGAAAUUGAAAGAAGUACUCAAUUUCUCCUUGCCCUGCA
Molecule: messenger RNA, 2140 nt
Organism: Prunus mume (Japanese apricot)
Lineage: Eukaryota; Viridiplantae; Streptophyta; Magnoliopsida; Rosales; Rosaceae
Product: folate synthesis bifunctional protein, mitochondrial-like
Biological process (GO): tetrahydrofolate biosynthetic process
Molecular function (GO): dihydropteroate synthase activity; 2-amino-4-hydroxy-6-hydroxymethyldihydropteridine diphosphokinase activity
Source: RefSeq, a predicted model, not a curated record